GUAUCCCAGCAGCGCUCUUUCAAAUUGGCGGGUGAUAUCGUCACUCUUUGGUUUCAGAAGACUUGUGGAAUAUUUUUUAUGCUUUGCUGAAUAAAUUGAAUGUGUGGCUAAUCACUUUACGCAUGAAAUGAGUGUAUUUGAACGACUUCAGCAGAGACUAGCUAGAGGUUCCACUACAGUACGACCUCAGGAUACCGCACAAAUUUGUCACAAAAAUAGUUCAGCUAAUUCAGAUCAACUACCUCCUAUGAAUUAUGUAAUUAAGGUGGUUGAGGAUCGUCCAACUCAGCAGACAACAGAAACAAUGAAUAAUCUUCCUCCAUCUUAUAAGCAUCCGCGAACUUGGGGUUCCCACUCUAGUCGUAUAUUACCUAAUAUAUCUAAUAGUUGCUCGAUUCCAUCUCUAACUACAAGUGACACCAGUAUUUUCAAAGACAAUAUGACUCCGGAUCUGGAAGUAGGGAUUUCUAAAUCUCAAUUCAGUCGUAGUCAAGAUUUUUUAAAUGUUCCCAAUACUAAUAAUGUUAGCUUAAAUCAGCAACCUCGUACAAAACGUGCAAAAACUCCUUUGAGUUCCUUUUAUCGUGUAAGCAGUGACGAUGAUGAUGAUGAUGUUGACGAAGAAGAAGACGUCGAUGAUGAUGCUGAUGUUGGUAAUAAUAAUAUAGAUAACCUCGACCAGUGUGAUGAAACAAAUAUUAGGCGGUCUGCAGCAUUUGAACGAAAAUCACAGCGUAUUCGGCGUAGUAUUGAUCGCGCAAAGGCAGCUUUACCUCCAGAUUUUGCAGACCGUAUUGAGAUCUCAGAUUCUGUUACUGAUUUACCUAAUCAAGAAUUGUCCAGUGGGACACAUUUUCGAAAACAUCGUCGAAGUGUCAGUAAUCUUGGAAAUGAUUUGAAUGGUCCCUUGGAUGCACAUGAUCCAAGUUCUGAAGAAAAUAUAUCAGACCCUCGCAACAGUGAGAAUGAACAUUAUGAAACUCAAGAAACUUCGAAGUCAACUGAAAAUAUUACUGAAUUAUCUGCAAAAGAAGAAAAACCUUGUGAAAUUGAUGAUACAUUCAAUGUGAAGUCAACUGAUAAUUCUGAAAUAACAAGUCCACAUGAAGAACAAAGUGAUAAUGCAACUGCUGCUACACCCAGGGAUCAUUUACCCAAAUGUGAAGGGUCACUUGAAUCUAGUUUGUUAACCGGCAUCCACUGGCAUCCAGGUCCACCUCAACCAUUAUCUGAACUGAUGUCUGAGUUUCGUUCAGGUAGUUCUGGAAGAACCUAUUUAAUAAAGGCUAUUUGUAAGCGUGCAGGGUGUCGUUGUGCGUUAAGGAAUUAUGAUAGUCUUAUGUUAUAUCCUGUACCAGAUUCAACGCUUGCUUCCGCGACUUGGGAAACAUGGACAGCGAAGGACAAAGACCCACGUUUCCCUGCAACCGUCUGUGAAGUACAAUCUAAGUUGAUUCUCUUUCGUCAAUGUCGUGGAUGGUAUGAAGUUUUGAAUGAAAAUUAUCAACCAACUCCACACAUUACAACAAUUGAACAAGUAAGGCGAACUAAGUCUUCAACUUUUAUUGUCCGUCAAGAUAUGCGUUGUUUAGUAGCACCUCCUACCUUAGAUAUUCCUUCUUCAAAUGAAACACAAGGAGCAAAUGAUGAUCCUUCACCACUUUCUUUACCACCAAACUUGGUCUCUUUGGCAUGCUCACCAGAAACACUAGCUUUCUCAAAGCCGGAUAUUAUUCGUGCUGGGACACUUCUCCGUUAUAUCACGUACCUACCUUACUGUUCACUAAGACGUGGGAAGAAAAUAAAAGAAAUGGAACUAGUUUUGGCAACUGAGCGAUCCAACAGCACAAAACAAAUGGCUAUAACUUCCGACCUACUCCCGGUUAAGCCUCCUUCGCGUACUAUUUAUCUUGGUACAGAAGAUUCUACACCUGCUGUUUUUCCUCCUAAACUUUCGUUAAGUACUAUUGCUGGUCCAGAAAAUAUUUCUGGUGUACAUUUGUUAUCUGGAUUACUUCGUAAAUUCCGUUUACCCCUAUCAAUUAGACCGAUACCUUUACCGGAUUCUUAUAAUCACUCCAUCUAUGGUCCACCAAUGAGUCGUCCAUCUCUUUUUAAUACUAGCCGUAAAGUUACUUCUGGUUUAGUUGCUGUCCAAUCUCUUAUUUUUACUGAGAAGCAUUUCCUAAGAUUACAUUCUCUUUAUAGAGGUGAUAUUCUAAUUAUUGCUCCUGUCGCCUCACCGGAACGUUUAUUUUUGAUUACACCAUCAAUGUUACGUGAUCACUCCUUUCAGAUUGGAUUCACUCAUGAUGCAAAUUAUGCUUUAUUAAUGGAAAAUCACCGUAUACAAGCAUGCAAUUUCCUAGCUAUUGCUCACGCACACGAAACAUUAAAUUAUCUAGUUCGUCAUAUGCAAGAUGUGACACGCGAACCGCGUGACUCGUAUACAUCUCGUCAACAAGCUAAACAAAGAAGCGACUUACCACCUGCACCGGAGUCGUAUAUGUCACAAGAUGAGAUAUUUAAGGCCUACGACGAGAUUGAUGAUAUCUACUUUUACAUUCGUCAUGGUUAUUAUCCAUCUAAAGUACGAAAACCAGAUGAUGUAACUGGUGAAUCUGAGUCUGCAUCCACUAAUACAGUGAAAGAUCAAAAGUGUUCAACUAGUUCAUCGCAUACAUCCGAAGAUAAUCAGUGUAAAACAAAUAAUAAUAAAGAUUCUAGAGUAUUGCGUCCUAAUUUAGCAAUGUUUGAAGCAGCAGAUAUUGCUGGUCUGCAUGCACCUACGACACGACGUACUGCUAACAGACCAUCAGCAAGGCACGUAAAUGAUUCAUGUAGCGCAAAAAGAUUGCUUGAACUUAUGGAUAUGGUAGCUGAUGCAUUCGGUGAACCGCCUGGUGGAUAUGGAGUAUGAUAGAGUAUUAUUUAGUAGUUAGGGAUAGAAAGCACACAACCAAGAAGUUGGUUUUAUUUUGGCGUUUCUUUUAAUUAAUAGGAGUUUUUGAUCGACACUUUUUGCAGCUGUAUCUGUAUGCCUGAUCAGUGCAUAUACAUCUUGUUAAAUCAAUCUGUCCACACUAUUGGAAAUCACUUACUACAAAAGGUGUUUCGAAUAGAAUGCACUGUAUUCCAUCCUUUGUUUGUUUCUACUAAAAUUAUAUUUAUUAACUUGGAUGUUAUUUUUCAAUACGAUACUUUUCCAUAAUCGCAUUAUUGCAUAAUCUAUUUAUGUGUAAGACCAACUAACGCAUAUAAGAAAUUCUCCGUGUGUUGUGAUUCUAUCGAUUUGCAGUUCACUUCCUUUUCACAUCCAAACAUAUCUGAUUCCUCCGUACAUAUCCUCUUUAGGAGUUAUUUGGAAUACUCUUUCUUUUGAAUAAUCAUUUCGAAUUUAACUUGCCUGUAUACCACCAUCUGGUUGGAUUUUGAUUGAUGCUAGAUGGCUAAACUUUACAACAAUGUACUGGUUUUUACUUCCCUAACUUUUAGAUAGUUUUUACAUUUUGUUUUUAUUUAAAUGUCAUUUUGUUUUUUUUUACAGACUGUUCAAUAAAAACAAUUAUUGAUUUUCACUUGCUCCUGUGAAGGUUGAGGUUUCGUUGACACCUUAAACCUUGUACAUAAGUCGUCUCCUUUUUCAUAAUUAACUUUUAAUACUACUUAAUUUAUGGUGUUUUAGUGUUUCUUAUUUUCGUUCUUGUCUAUUCUUGUUUGUUUAUUUUCGUAUUUGGAGACUUUGAAUUCUUUGUUGGAGUUUUGUUCUUUUCUGUCUGGUGUUGUGUUAUUGCACCAGACACUGGGAAGAAUCUUUUGUAUCUAUUUGCUUCCAUUUAUAAUAUUGAAUGUAAUUGAUUGAAUAAAUGAAGAGAUUCUGAAGUGCACACCAAUGUACGAUUUCCGUCACUUCUGAUAAAUGUUCGUUUAUGUGUUCCUAAUUUAGGGGAUGCUUUUAUCGCUUCAGGGAUGAUUAAUUUACAGUGUGAUGUAUAGUCUGUUACUUGUGUAUUUGUAUUUUUGCUCUUUUAUUUCUUCCGCCUCUUUUACAGUUUAAGGUUAUGUUCUCCAUUUUGUGUUUGACUUGUCCAUUGCUGGUUCUGUAUACUGUGAUGAUGGGUUAGUGUGACAAAAUGAAGUAUUGGGGAAUGUUAGGAUUAUGAUUCUAUUGUUUGCAACCUAUGAAAGCAUGCAAACAAGGUUAGUUAUAUGUUUAGAGGUUGGUUUUUCAAGUUUUCGAAAGUGAAUUAGAAAUGAUGUUUGUGUGCAGUUAGUGACCAUAAAUGAAAUAAUAACUAGGUGCUGUUGGUCCGCAGAUUAGUGUUUCAGCUUUGUGCCAUCACAGCCGUUCAUUGGGUUUCAGUUUCAUUUGACUCACUAGUAAUGUAUAACAUGACUGCGAAAUAUUUGUUAGUACCUCAUCAAUGAAUGCAUAGAAGUUUCCCAAUGUGUAUACAAGCAAAAAAUGUUGCUUGUUCACACUAUCGAUCACUGAAAAUUGAGUUAUGUAUAUAGUCAUCAUUUUAUUCCGUUGUGCUCUGUGUGUGUGUGUGUUUAUCUCUUUCUGUGACAGUGUUAAAGAUAAAAAUGCUGCAUAUUUUUUGUACUUCAUAGAAAAACCUUAGUGAUAAUAUUCUAUAUGUAUGUUAAGAUACGUUACUGAGUUUUCGAAACAAUUUGAUGAAAUUUAUGAGUGAUUCGGGAAAAAUGGUUGGUUUCUAAAUGGGUCUAAUUACGUGAAGUUGAGACAAGCAGAUGAGCGUUAUAGUGUCUACUUCAAAACAAGAAAAGAGAGAAUAUCAUUAAAACUGGUUUUCAUACACGGAAAAAUCUCAUCGUAACAUGUAAAAGGAAGGAAACACGUAAUUCACGUCGGAAACUCAACUAACCAGAUUCAUUUAUUUGAACUGUACCAUCGCGAUUAUAUACAGUUGCUUGAUCAAUGUGUACAAUAUUCCUCAAAUGCAUAAUAACUAUCAAAAUAAAUGCAAACUUGUUAGGGUUAGUGAGCCAUAAUCAAGAUAUACUAGUAGUACAGGAGAAAAGUUGUAUAAUAAGAUAGAAACCUUAGGUGCAUCUGAAUUGCUGGUUCUUAGUCAUCUCAAUAGAGAAGUUGGAGGUCUGUUUCACUUCUCAGGGCAUAGCGGAGUUUCUUGUUUUAAUUCAGGUGGGUAUAUACAUAUAUAUAUCUUGUAGCGUGCAAUGAAAGAAUAAUGAAUUUGGUAGCUUAACUCAUGACCUUCCAAACUGAUUGAUGCACAUGGACUCAAUUCAGCCGGUUUUAUUCUUAAGAAUCAUCGGAUACAAAAUAGAUUAAUGGUCAUUGUAGUUACUAUUAGUAGUAGUCAAUGACAAAGGAGGAUAUGUUCGCAUUGGGAAUUAGGUACAGCAUAUUUAGGCUUACUAAAUGAACUAGCAUGAAAGACGAUAGCAAGUGUGCUUAUCGACUGCGAAAAUGAUAUUCAUUAAAGGCCUGUAGCAUUUUUUAUAUCAGUCAUUUGGAUGCUGACCCUCCAGACUGAAAAUAGAAUGAAGAAUUAAUAGCAAAUUAUCCACCUCGGUAUAUGUGUGAGAGAUUGCUUUCUGGAUUACUGGUUACACUAAAUUACCAACCAUCUAGGAAAUAAUGAAAGUAUCGUCAAAAUGAUCGUUAACAUUCAUCAGUGUAAUCCGUUAAGAGGAAUACAAAAAUGCAUUUUAAUAAUCAUAGCCUAACCCGUUGUGCAUUGGGUUGAUUUUAUCGGAAACCUUAGGGUUCAUAGUAAUAUAUCAUUUCAAUAAGCUAUCUAGAUGGUUAGCCUAAGAAAGUCAAACAAGUUUCCUGUUCAGAAGACUUCUGCAAUGAUGAAAUCUGGUUACCUGAUGUUUGCUGCAUUAUGUGGAGAUAUCACUCUUUUGGUAGAGUUUUGUGAUACGUUAUACUACGAAAUACUUUUUACCAGCUAACGUAGAUGUAUUUGGUGUGCUGACAACCAAUGGUUUUCAUUUAAGUUAUAGAAUGACUACUGAUCAAAGCAUACGUUAAAAAAGUUCACCUAGACACUUCAAAACCUGCAUUAUUUAUCAGCAAUUUACCAUCUUCUUUAGCAACUGUGUGUACAAUGACAGCUAAAAAAGAACGGUAUGAGACAGUUAUAGGUUUUUCCGUAAAUGUGAAGAAAGCGAGUUGAUCAAGGUAUGAAUUUGCAUUGACUCAGUUGGCUAUGCCAUUUGUUGUACAUACUCAUUGGGUCAGCGCACGAUCCGCAAAUGAGAUAGUUAUAUUGGGAAGGAUACAAAUAUCGAAAAUUCAUUUAAUCCACUUAUGUCCUUUUUCAACAGUGUUUAUCAUGUGUUGUAUGAUUAGUGUAUUUAGUCACAAUAUUACAUCCAACGCUAAACAUGACUUAGUAAGUGUUUGUGUUUAGUGAUGGGUGCUGAGCUCGAGUCUCCGUGGGGACCCAGUCACUCACCAGAAAUGCUGCCAAAUAUCGCUGGCGAGCUCUAAAUAGAGCGUAACACGCAUCCUUAAUUCCACUGCUAUCCGCCAGCAAUCAAAGAAUCUAACAACAUAUGGCAUCAGACAUGAUAUUUUCUAUACUAUCAAUGGUUGUAGUGCAUUGUGAAGGAUACUGUACAUCACAGUGUGUUAUCAUCUUUUAUCUUCUUUUGCGCGAAGUUGUGUACUAUGCGUUGUCCAUUCCAAAUCUGUACUAAAAUGUGUGGAAAUGGUAACACUGACAUUUGAUCCUGAAACAUAAUAUAAAGUUAUUUCCCCUAACUCUGUAGUAAAUCCACACCGUUUUGAGACCAUGAGGCAUUUUAAUAAACUAUAAGCCGUGCGGUAAGAUAUUAGGGAUCAAAAUAGAGUAUAAAAGCAGUCCUGCUCAGCCAUACUAC
Trichobilharzia regenti is the source of this 6879-nucleotide messenger RNA. Lineage: Eukaryota; Metazoa; Platyhelminthes; Trematoda; Strigeidida; Schistosomatidae. The record is from the annotation of a GenBank genome assembly.